AUGAACAUGUUGGACGUAGAAGAGGACAGCUUUCACGUCCCACGUGAAGGCUACUCCCAUCUGAGGGACUCAGAAUGGGAGGUAGUCAGCCGCAUGAGUGUGUUCAUGGGCAAACACGCCACUAGUGGCAUGUUGGAGUAUGUAAACAGAGAACAGCAACAUGCUGCUGUCAACAAGUUCCUAAAAGGGGAACUUGCCGUCGAAAGACAGAAGGUAGCCUUGCUACAGCAGAGAGGCUCUCAUCAGUAG
This is a messenger RNA of Peronospora matthiolae, 249 nucleotides long. NCBI's taxonomy places the organism in Eukaryota, Oomycota, Peronosporomycetes, Peronosporales, Peronosporaceae. The record is from the annotation of a GenBank genome assembly.